Molecule: messenger RNA, 2352 nt
Organism: Culicoides brevitarsis
Lineage: Eukaryota; Metazoa; Arthropoda; Insecta; Diptera; Ceratopogonidae
Gene: Smyd4-2
Product: SET and MYND domain-containing protein 4
Exons: 6
Coding region: 74-2074 (666 amino acids)
Biological process (GO): compound eye photoreceptor development
Cellular component (GO): nucleus; cytoplasm
Molecular function (GO): histone deacetylase binding
Source: RefSeq, a predicted model, not a curated record
AAAACGUGCUCGGUGUUCUAAUUUUUUUUUUCGUCUUAAUUUUCUGACAUAAAACAAAGCAAUUCCAAGCAAAAUGUCGUCAACAUUAAUGGAUGAGGAUCCCCUUUUCACGUCGUUGUGCAGUUCAAAGACCGUGCAAGCAGACGAUAGUGGAUUUUUCUACAACUUUUUCACAAGUGUCGAGGAAAAUUUCCCGUCGAAAACAUGGCUCAAGGAUUAUUAUGCGAGAUUACCGAACGAUAAAGAGAAGUUAAGAGUACUUUACACGGAUCCAGCAAUUUGCGAUACCGUUCUUGGAACACUUGAGCAUGUAAAACCAGUUUUCCGACAAAAAGAUGCGAAAUUUUCCUUACAUAAAAGAGAAGAAGCGCAUGAACUUAUGCGACAAGGGAAAUUGCAACAGGCUUUGAUUGUGGCCUCACAAGCAGUGUUGCGGGCUCCUAAAAAGAAUGAAAACAUGACGGUCGAUCAUGGUUUGAGUCUUGCAUUUGCUUUCUGGAUUCGUGGAGAGAUUUUCAUUGAAAUGCUAGAUGGCGCAUUGGCUUUGAAGGACUUUCAAUUAUCUGCAAAGUAUGGCGUGCCUGCAAGUCAAAAUCCAAAAUAUUACUUGAGAUUGGCCAAAUGCUACAAAUUGCUAGGAGAUGAGAAAAAGUUACAAGUGACAUUGAAUGUCUUCAGAAAUCUUAACGGAGGAGAUUCGUUUGAGGAGCAGAAACUCAUGGACGAGUUGAAAGAUUUAGAAGCUCGGUUGCUUUCGAAGGGCAAAGACAAAUUUUUAAAGGAACAGACUUUCAAGAAGCCCGUAAUCGUUGGUAAGCCCAGUGAAAAGCUUCCAGGUGCCUCAGAUUUCCUCGAUAUCACUGAUUCAAAUGACAAGCGCACCGGUAAAUUCGUUGUCGCCAAAAAGAACAUCCCCGCUGGCGAAACACUUCACGUCGAAAAAGCCUUUGCGGCUCGCUUGUAUCCUCGUAACUUUGGAUCUCACUGUUCCGUUUGUUUUGCCCGGCUCACUGCUGCUGUUGGUUGUCUGGAUUGCGCUGGCUUGGCAUUUUGUUCAGUGGAAUGUCGCGAUAUAGCUUGCGACACCUUCCACAAAUACGAAUGCCAAUAUUUGAAUCUCAUGAUCGGAUCGGGAAUGUCAAUUCUGUGUUUCAUAACAAUGAGAAUCAUAUUGGAAGGAAAAACCCCUGCUGGAGCCAUCACACGAGCAAAAGGACUUUUGGAUAAACUCUGUGCCCACUCUGACAUUCGCGAUCCCGAAGAUUAUUUCCAACGUGCUUUGAUGGCGACGUUCUUGUUGCGUAUCUUACAAAAAGCUGGUUUCUUCGGACGUCGUUUGACGGAGGCUUCGGAACCCACGGAGCAGGAAUUGGAAGUUGGUGCUGUUAUGUUACAGUUACUUCAGGCAUUGCAGUUCAAUGCUCACGAUAUUUACGGCACAAAACUCUCAGGCAAGCAUCGUUUCGACGAUUCAAAAGUCCAAAGUUUGGGUGUUGGAAUUUAUCAAACUGCGGCAAUGUUUAAUCACGAAUGUUAUCCUGCAAUUACGCGAUAUUUUCAAGGCACGGAUAUCAUUUUGACAUCAAUUCGUCCACUGAAACCGGGAGAUAUCGCUUCGGAGAAUUACGGACCGCAGUUCUCGAAAUUGGGACUGAAAGAGCGUCAACGUUUACUUCGCAGUCGUUACUGGUUCAAAUGCGAAUGCAAGCCAUGUGUGGAAGAUUGGCCACUAGACAAAAAUUUAACAAACUAUGCACGUUUAAAGUGUCCCACAGAUCAUUGCAGUCACUACAUUAAAUAUCCCAAGGACUUAAAUAGGCCCGUCAAGUGCUCGAUGUGCAAGAAAACGGUUUGUUUGAAAGCUAAUGCCGAGUUGUUAAAGAAAUGUGAAAUGCUUUACAAGGAAGGCGCAAUGUUCAUGGAUGCCCAGAAAAUACCCGAAGCAAUUGAAAAAUUCAAAAUUGGAUUAAACUUGUUCUAUAAAGUUGCAUUGCCACCACAUAGGGACACACAUAUCGCACAAGAAUCAUUACGAACUUGUUAUGCAGACAAUGGAAAUACUUACGUUAUGUAGAAAAAUUACAAAAGAAAAGUUUUAACAAUUUUUUUUUAUUUAACUUAAUCAUUAAUAUCUUUAAAGUAGUAAAAAAAAUUGACAAUGUUUGAGCAAAGUUGGUUUGUUUUGGCACUUUUUAACUUAUUUUUUACAAUUUUACUUUCACUUCUUCAAUAAUGCGAGGACUUUCACUGCCGACGGAGCUGCCUUCACCGCCAUCCGUUAUCGCGGCUCUUGUAUUGUCUUCAACUUGUGGCUGAGUGAGAGUUCUGCCACGCAAACUUAUUUGGAUCGUC